This is a messenger RNA of Penicillium canariense, 684 nucleotides long. Its product is annotated as Rab family GTPase. Gene Ontology annotation, molecular function: GTPase activity; GTP binding. The record is from RefSeq and is a predicted model, not a curated record. Lineage: Eukaryota; Fungi; Ascomycota; Eurotiomycetes; Eurotiales; Aspergillaceae. The coding region runs from base 1 to 684 and encodes 227 amino acids. The transcript has 4 exons.
AUGGCCUCCCGAGCUGCAGCAGGCGCCCGCCCCGGCGCGAAAUUCGCCCAGUUCAAGCUGGUAUUGCUUGAGUUCGCUGGUGUUGAGAUUUGUCAAGGAGGCAAGCAGUCCUCGGAGGAGGAAGUAACUGACCAGUUGGAUCAGGACCAAUUCGAUGAUUACCGGGAGUCGACGAUUGGCGCUGCCUUCCUGACACAGACCAUUUCCCUCGACGAGAGCACUACGGUCAAGUUUGAAAUCUGGGAUACUGCUGGUCAGGAGAGAUACAAGUCGCUGGCUCCGAUGUACUAUCGAAAUGCCAACUGUGCCGUCGUGGUCUAUGACAUCACCCAAGCCUCAUCGUUGGAUAAGGCCAAGUCUUGGGUGAAGGAACUCCAGCGUCAAGCAAACGAGAACAUCGUGAUCGCCCUGGCCGGCAACAAGCUGGAUCUUGUCACCGAAAGCCCAGAUAAGCGUGCCAUCCAGACCGCAGACGCAGAGGCCUAUGCUCGUGAGGCCGGCCUCCUCUUUUUCGAGACCUCCGCCAAGUCCGCGACGAACGUGCGGGAAUUGUUCACAGCCAUCGCGAAAAAGCUGCCUCUGGACCAGGCUGGCCCCCGGAACCUGCGGACGGCCCCGCGCCCCGGAGUUGACCUGCGGCCUGAGGCUCCCGGCACCCAGGGUGCUGGUGUAUGCAACUGUUAA